Molecule: messenger RNA, 4413 nt
Organism: Sinocyclocheilus grahami
Lineage: Eukaryota; Metazoa; Chordata; Actinopteri; Cypriniformes; Cyprinidae
Product: CAP-Gly domain-containing linker protein 3-like
Exons: 14
Coding region: 518-2137 (539 amino acids)
Biological process (GO): cytoplasmic microtubule organization
Cellular component (GO): microtubule plus-end; nucleus; cell cortex
Molecular function (GO): microtubule plus-end binding
Source: RefSeq, a predicted model, not a curated record
UUUUCCUUUACAGUUUCUCGACAAAACAGGACUGUCGUUAUUCAUUACUUAAUUGUAGAUUUACAUAUCGCAAAUAUGUAAUUCAAAGUUUUAGCGUGUUGUUUAAAAAAUUAAGAUAACUGAAGGUUUGCUGUGCUUAUAGAGACACCAAAGACAAUCGUUUUAACUGAUUUCUUCCCUAGGUUUACUGACAGAAAUUCCGACCCAACCAUUAAAGUCAUUGUAUAAAUGAUCCAUAUAUUGCAUUCGUAUUUGAAAUGCUCAGGUGUCUUUUAACAACUGUGAGGGGAAAAACGUUUAAGCCUCAAGUAGCAGGUUCUAGAAUGAGCAUCAAGUUCGGUUGAGGAGAUGCGGAGAGGAGAGUGGUCCAGCCGUGAGUCACAGCCGUGACGCAGGCAGAGAGAAGGACAAGGCGCAGCAUCCUCUCCAUCCUCCAUAGCACAACAACGACUGACAAAAGAGUGGAAGAGAAAUCGCGAUUUUGAGGCUUGUUAUCAGGCCCAAACACAUAAGCAGAAUGACUAAAGAGGAAACUUCUGAGGUGGAAGAGGCCCAGCCGGCCUCUGAGUUCAUCAGCCCUGCUCAUGAACCCCGCAUGAAACCCAUAGUGCAUCCAUCUGCACAGGCUCCACUGCCCAAGGACUAUGCGUUUACCUUCUUUGAUCCAAAUGAUCCGGCCUGCAUGGAGAUUCUGACAGACCCUCGGACCACAAUCCCAGAACUAUUCGCCAUUAUCCGCCAAUGGGUUCCACAAGUUCAACACAAGAUUGACGUCAUAGGCAAUGAGAUAUUAAAGCGAGGUUGCCAUGUGAAUGACCGUGACGGCCUGACGGAUAUGACUCUUCUCCACUACUGCUGCAAAGCAGGAGCUCACGGAGUGGGUGAUCCUCAGGCAGCGCUCCGGCUGUCCAGUCAGCUGAUAGCUCUGGGAGCUGAUGUGAGUCUGCGCAGUCGUUGGACCAACAUGAACGCCCUCCAUUAUGCGGCUUACUUCGAUGUGCCAGAACUGAUUCGUGUUCUGCUCAAAGCCUCCAAGCCUAAAGUGCUCAACUCCACCUGCAGUGACUUUUAUCAUGGCACAGCCCUGCACAUCGCCGCCUCCAACCUCUGUCUCGGUGCUGUCAAAUGUCUGCUGGAGCAUGGAGCCAACCCUACUGUCAGAAAUGAUAAGGGUCAAGACCCUGCUGAGGUUGUUCCUGACCCCAUGGACAUGAGUCUGGAUAAAGCUGAGGCCGCCAUGGUGGCUAAAGAGCUGAAACAGUUGCUGCUGGACGCAGUGCCGCUCAGCUGUAACCUGCCCCGCGCCACCCUGCCCAAUUAUGACAACAUCCCCGGCAACCUCAUGCUUUCCUCCCUGGGUCUCAAACUAGGGGACUGUGUGGUGCUGGACGACACAAAGGCUGGCACCCUCCGUUUCUGUGGCACCACUGAGUUUGCUAGUGGGCAGUGGGUUGGUAUUGAGCUGGACGAGCCGGAGGGCAAGAACGACGGGAGUGUGGGUGGGAUCCGCUAUUUUAACUGCCCCCCAAAACAAGGCAUCUUCGCCCCUGUGUCAAAAAUCAGCAAAGCUCUUGAGCAGACCCCCUCUUCAGUCACCUCCACGCCAAAAACCCCUCGCAUGGAUUUGUCUCGUGUAACCGGCAAGAUUAAGAAAGAGAAAAAAGAGAAAGACCGUGAAAAGACCCCAAGAAAGAAGUCUUUGUCCGGGGUCAGUUUGGAUCCUGAUGGAGUCAAGGUUGAAGUUGGGGAUCAGGUGUUGGUGGCAGGCCAAAAGCAAGGGAUUGUCCGCUUUUUUGGCAAGACAGACUUUGCUCCUGGAUAUUGGUUUGGUGUGGAGUUGGAACAGCCCACUGGAAAGCAUGAUGGCAGUGUAUUUGGAGUGCGUUACUUCCACUGUCUGCCCAAAUAUGGGGUUUUUGCACCACCAUCCCGUGUUCAGAGAAUUGCAGGGCCCAAAGAUCCUCAGGGUGAUGGGACACUAGUGAAGAAAGUCCACCAGGUGACUAUGUCUCAGCCGAAGCGUAAUUUUAAUGCGAUCCGUUCUCCAAAAGACAUAACAUCUGAAAGUUCCAUAUCCAGCAGGUUGCUGUUCUGUUGCUGGUUUCCCUGGAUGCUCCGUGCGGAGAUGCAGUCCUAAAUCCACUGGUUACAUCUUUAAUUCUAUCUCCCCCUCUUUUUCUGUUCCUCCUCAAGAUAAAAUCUCGCCCACUCUGUUUACUUCCAUUAUUCGUAUGUGCUUCUCUCUGUGAAGUACCCAGACUGCUGUCCCGCCCCUUUGACGGCAACUCAUUAGCAAAAAAAUAGUGCCUUGUCAAGUAACUAACGUCCUGCAUUCCGAUGAUUGAAUUAUAGACAAACAAUCUUUUAUGAAAUCAAAAUAAGGGAAAAUCAUUCCUACUGAAAGCCAUUGGUAUCUCUCUAUCUGCUCGGGGUUUUUUUUUGCUAAACCACUGUGGGUAGAUUAUUGGCAGUAUUCAAACUUGAUAAUACAGUCAUAAUCCACAAAUAACUAGGCUUGUACGUCUAUUUUAAUUUGUAAAGGUGUUUUUUUGUUUUGUUUGUAAACAUGCUGUUGUAUUAUGUACCUUUGCUGUCUUACUUUACAGUAUUUUAUAGUAUACAGCCUUUGUUUCCUAAGUUUCAAAUGCCUUUAAGUGAACUAGUAGGUGACAUAUUAUUAGUAAACAUAAAAAUGUUUCAUUGUAACUGUAGUCUGAAAAUAUUGAUGCUGCCAAUGUGAAAAAGAAGAGGGUUUUUGUCAUUGGAGCCUAAUUCUUUUUUCAUCUACAGUGAAACUGUAAGCAUAUAGCUUAAAAUAUAUUAAUAUGUUGCAUGAAAUAAGCAGGCAUGGGCACGUUUUUAGGUCAUAAACUGCUCUGAAAUGAGGUGAGAGGCCUGCUUUAGAUAUUAUAAGCUAACAAAUAACAUUUCAUUUAAUUAAAAUCAACCAAAGCGCAAGCUCCAUGAUAUAGCAAAAGCUAAAUAAUCUCUUACUUCAGAAUAAUGUACUGUUAAGAACCACUUCAAUAAUGCAACACUUGAGAGGAGGCAUGUUCAUUCUUGACCUUUCAUAAAAACGAGGUGACGAUAAGCAUUCGUUCAUUUUAUAAACCCAAAUAACCAUAUGAAUCACAAUCAUGUUUCUCUCACCCAAAAAAAAUAAAUAAAACUAAUUAUAGUUCAUCUAGUAUAGUUUAAAGUGAAGUACAGUUUAUAUUUGAACAUAAAUCCUCAUCUAUCGUCUACAGAAGCUGUUAGGCCAGACUACCUAUUCCUUCUCUCUGUUUUCACUCGGAUCAGUUUUGUAAAUGCUGUUCUUUAAAAUCCUGAUUGUGAAAACAGUAUGUGUUUAUGAUAUCGUAAUCAAGUGUGUGGGUAAUAACAGCAAUAUUUACUCUGUGUCAACAUGCUAUAUGAAUAUGGAUAGAAACUCUGUCUACUUUAUUACCACCUAUGGAAGCACAGCAUGAGUAAAAGUGUCUGUCCCUAAUAGAUGACCUGGGAUCAGUUAACAAUAGGUGAAAUCACUUCAGUGAUCCCAGAGCGGACAGAUUUUGUCAAGGAGAGAAUAAAAAAACAACAGCUUGGCUUGUGCACUCUCCUUUCUUGUGAACACUUGGUCAACUGCACUGAUUUACAAAAAAGAACAACUUACAAAAUUGAAAAUGUACUGCUUGAGCAGGUCUGAACAGCUUUUGAUUUCUUCAGCCGCCUUGCCAUCAUUUCAUUAAAGAACAACUGAAUCUGUGUGGUAGGUUUAGCAGUGACACUGUAGUGAGCAGAAUAGUGCAUCUUCUAAUGGAGUGCAAAGGUCAGCUCACAACAAACCUGAAAUUGUGCAUUAUCAUUUUGUGACUUGUAGAGUACAGUAUAUUGUUUUGUGGUGACUUAAAGUUGUAGAAAGCAUCAUUUACCUUAAUUUCAGGACAAGUCACACAUUUUUUUAUGCCAAAAGGAGAGUAAAAGUAUGACUGUAAAUUGACUAUUUCAUAUGUAAGUAUCUCGCACUGACUGGCUCACCCUCCACGCUUUCAGAGAGUUUCAAUGUGACAUCUAGCAUUGUCAGCAAAGCUUUCUGUCAUUUUCUAUCCAGUUGUGUAAUUGGUAUAGUUCAUUUGUAAACAUUUAUUCGUCUGAGAAAAUAUAUAUUUUAAUAAUUUCACAAGGUACUUUUUUAAUGUCCUGUGCUUUGUUUUCGUGUUAACUAUACUCUGUAAAUCAGAUUAAUGUGGAUCUUAUCAUGAAUUCGGUUUUGGAUUUGAUGGACAACAUAACUGUAGCCUACUGCAUGCUGUGUAUAGACCUACAUUUGCAGGUUUCUUUUUCCUACAGUAUAUCAGCAUGAAAAAGCUUAUUAAUUAAUUCAAGUGAAACUCAAUCCUGACUAUAUGACUAAUAAACAUUAGUGUUUUA